Messenger RNA from Vitis vinifera (wine grape), 1197 nucleotides. It is a transcript of the gene RD22-C, whose product is annotated as rd22-c protein. The record is from RefSeq and is marked provisional. Lineage: Eukaryota; Viridiplantae; Streptophyta; Magnoliopsida; Vitales; Vitaceae.
CUUGUUCACUCCCACCAUUAUUGCUUCUCUUGCAGUUCCAGAGUUUCAAUGGAGUUUCACCUCCUACCCAUCCUAGCUUUUCUCUGCCUAGCACUGACAAGCCAUGCUGUUUUACCUUCUGAAGUGUACUGGAAUUCUAUGCUGCCAAACACUCCAAUGCCAAAAUCUAUCAGAGAUGUUUUACGGCCAGACCUGGUGGAAGACAAAAGCUCUUCUGUAGAUGUGGGGAAGGGUGGUGUAAAUGUUGAUGCAGGACAAGGAAAACCUGGAGGUGGCACCAAUGUUGGUGUUGGCAAAGGAGGAGUAUCUGUGAACACAGGCCACAAAGGAAAGCCUGUGUAUGUUGGAGUAACACCAGGGCCAUCCCCUUUUACUUAUAAGUAUGCUGCUACUGAGGAUCAACUUCAUGCUGACCCAAGUGUGGCUCUAUUCUUCAUGGAAAAGGACAUGCGUCCUGGCACAAAGAUGAAUUUGCACUUCAUUAAGAAUACAAAAGAAGCCACUUUCUUACCCCAAUCUGAACACCCGAUAAUUUUCUCAUCCGAAAAAUUGCCAGAAAUUUUGAAGCAUUUUUCAGUGAAACCAGAAUCUGUAGAAGCUCAGAUAAUUAAGAAUACAAUUAAAGAGUGUGAGGCGCCUGGAACUAAAGGUGAGGAAAAGUAUUGUGCAACUUCAUUAGAAUCUAUGAUUGAUUUCAGCAUUUCAAAGCUGGGAAAACGGGUUCAGGCAAUUUCAACAGAGGUGGUGAAGGAAACUCAGAAGCAGAAAUACACAAUUGCAGCUGGAGUAAAGAAGAUGGCAGGUGAUGAAUCAGUGGUGUGUCACAAGCAGAACUAUCCUUAUGCUGUGUUUUACUGUCACAAGACCCAGACAACAAGGGCUUAUAUGGUUCCCUUGGUGGGUGCUGAUGGGACCAGAGCUAAAGCAGUAGCUGUGUGCCAUACAGACACAUCGGAAUGGAACCCCAAGCAUUUGGCUUUUCAAGUGCUCAAAGUUAAGCCAGGAACCAUUCCAAUCUGCCAUUUCCUUCCUGAGGAUCAUAUCAUCUGGGUUCCCAAAUAGAAAUCUGCAGUAUAGACUUGUGGCAUGUUAGCCCCAUCCAUCACAUGGUGUGUUUGAAUAGUAAUAGUUUGAUAUUUAUGUGUAUUUCAACCUUCAGCACAUUUGGUUAUGUACAAAUGUUGAAGCAUGCUGAAA